This is a messenger RNA of Cucumis melo (muskmelon), 1084 nucleotides long. Its product is annotated as transcription initiation factor TFIID subunit 13. Bases 376 to 783 code for a protein of 135 amino acids. Gene Ontology annotation, molecular function: protein heterodimerization activity. NCBI's taxonomy places the organism in Eukaryota, Viridiplantae, Streptophyta, Magnoliopsida, Cucurbitales, Cucurbitaceae. The transcript is spliced from 8 exons. The record is from RefSeq and is a predicted model, not a curated record. Gene Ontology annotation, biological process: transcription by RNA polymerase II.
AAAAAAUGACUUUACUCACGAAAAUUCCCUCUCUCGACUGCCGAACCAAACCCUCGCCCCUCUCACGAUCGACGACGCCAUACCUUCCCUCUCUCGGCUGCCGUUCAACCGACGACGACGUCACUUCAACAUCUAAGGAGAAGCUACUGCUGACUCUUUCGUAGUCACUCCCGGCCGCCGUUGUAUGUGUACAGUUGUUUAUUUCAGACGGCUUUCUCUCGGCUUCAUUUGAGCUCUCAUCGUCGUCAUUUCCGAACUUUUUUUUCUAUUUUGUAGAUUUCUUCAUACUUGUUCUUUCCAUUGUCUUCUUGCUUACUGCUCCAAUUCUCCAUCUCCGAUUAUUUUCGUUUUCAUUAUUGUGGGAAGAUAGUAAAGAUGAAUAAUUCAUCUGCUGGGUCGUCCUCAAAGCAAAGAACUGGAUCGUCUCAGCCCUCUGAAACCUCUUUUAAGCGCAAAAGAGGGGUUUUUCAGAAAGAAUUGCAGCACAUGAUGUAUGGUUUUGGAGAUGACCCUAAUCCCCUUCCAGAAUCCGUAGCACUUAUGGAGGACAUAGUUGUGGAGUACAUCACUGAACUGGUGUAUAAAGCCCAGGAAAUUGGAUCAAAGAGAGGAAAGCUAUCAGUGGAAGACUUUUUGUAUUUAAUGCGAAAGGACCCACGCAAACUGAACCGUUCAACUGAACUGUUGUCGAUGAACGAAGAGCUGAAACAGGCAAGGAGAGCUUUUGAGAUAGAUGAAGAUAAGCUGAAAAAGGCUUUUGAAGAGGAAGACAAGAUGGAUUAGUAAUCAUUGGAAGAUAUUUUGGAGGUCAUAUGUCAUUGUUGCUGUACAGACAAAGUAUGUCUCAUUAUGGUUCCUUGCGAUAUUAAAAGUCACGCGACGGGUCUUAGAACUCUCUGUCUUUGUCAUCCUUUUUAGACAGGGCAAAGCAAAGCAAUUAGCGUUAACAAGGUAUAUUUUGUUUUUUUCUGCUUAAUGGCAAUUAAUGUACCUGCUUAAUGGCAACUUAUACGUAUAAAGGGUGGGGGCUCCCUAUUGUACACGCACCCCUUUUGGAAUUAAUGAAAUGAACGCCUCUUUUAAA